AUGACCCCUACCUCACUGAAACCGUUACUAGCUGUUGCCGGUGGAAUGCGCCUGGCUCAAUUGGAUGCGGCUCGAUAUCGUGAAACUCAGGAAGUGUGGGCUGAGCAGGCAUUUGAUCUUGAUCGCUUUUCUGAUGUUGACUGCUGGAGAAUGUUUCGAGUUAGAAAAGAUGAUAUUGAUAGGCUGCGAGUUGCCCUGCGUAUUCCGGAAUCAGUUCGAACUUCGGAACGGGAUAGGUGUACAGGAACGGAAGCGCUGUGUAUCGUAUUACGACGGAUGUCGUACCCAAAUCGAUGGUGUGAUCUGCGAGCCAUCUUUGGUCGCUCUCAUGGAUCUUUGAUGAGAAUUUUUUAUCACACUCUGGAAACAAUAGACGCACACUGGUCUCAUUUACUUCGUGACCUUGAGCAGCGCUGGUUAAUGGAAGGAGACUUCGACGAAUUUUCGCGCGCCAUCACAGCGAAAGGCGGUGUUUAUCCUGGUGUGAUUGGAUUUAUAGAUGGAACUGCACGAGAAAUAUGUCGGCCUAAAAGAUAUCAGCGGAUUAUGUACAGCGGUCACAAAAGAUUUCACUGCACCAAGUGGCAGUCUGUUCUCUUUCCAAACGGAAUGAUUGGUAACCUUUAUGGUGGUAAAGAAGGAUCGAUGCACGACAGCCGACUCUUUGCAGAAAGUAAUUUCCUACAGCAGUUCAGAGACAAGCAGGCUAAUUUUCAGCAGAAGUUUUACAUCUACGGAGAUUCUGGUUACGGCCGCAAAGAUCUGUUAAUUAAUCCAUUUUCCCAAGUAGAGGCAGCCAGUAAUCCCCUGAAAGAAGCUAUCAACGAGGCUAUGUCGACAGUAAGGGAAUCUGUUGAGUGGGGCUUCAAGGAAGUCGUCAAAGAAUUUGCCUUUGUUGAUUUUAAAAAGCAGAUGAAGAUAUUUGAGAAACCUGUUAAUAAGAUUUUCAGAAUUGCUGUGUUACUGACGAACUGCAGAAACUGUUUGUAUCCAAAUCAGGCUAGCCAGUAUUUUAAUUUAGAACCACCAUUUCUCGAAGAGUAUUUGCGAGAUUAAAAAAAUCUACAAGCCAUAAUAUUUUUCCUGAUUUUUUUCGUUUUCAAUUUUUUUCAGGUCGACCUGAAGACGUAAUUUCUCCACUUCUAGUUCCUUUAAGCGCACUUCUUUAGCAUC
This is a messenger RNA of Paramacrobiotus metropolitanus, 1173 nucleotides long. RefSeq lists its product as uncharacterized. The record is from RefSeq and is a predicted model, not a curated record. Lineage: Eukaryota; Metazoa; Tardigrada; Eutardigrada; Parachela; Macrobiotidae. Bases 1 to 1056 code for a protein of 351 amino acids. The transcript is spliced from 3 exons.